AUGACCCUCUUCUUCAGCAGCCGCAGUAGUACCUUUACCACCACCAGCACCCGAGCUGACCUAUCUGUUGCACAGCGCGUUCAGCUACUCCCUCUUCCCGACUCUUCCACAUCUGAUGAGGAGGACCACGAGGCAGAGCAUGAGGAGGAGAAUGUUGGGGAUCCGAUUCAACAGGAGGCAUCACCACAGACGCAGGCUACUCAGGAUACUCAGCAGCCUCCCGAGGAGCCAGUGCCCCAGACUGAGCCCCAGCCAAAGCCAGAUGCAACUGUUGACCCUCACCAUGAGCCUGAUCCGUAG
Messenger RNA from Arachis ipaensis, 300 nucleotides. Lineage: Eukaryota; Viridiplantae; Streptophyta; Magnoliopsida; Fabales; Fabaceae. The record is from RefSeq and is a predicted model, not a curated record.